AUGCCAUCACAACCUCUUGGCCUCGGUGGGCUGAACGCUUCGAGUAUCGUCUUCGGCGCACAGGCUUGCUUCCUGCUCGGAAAUGCCGUGUACACGAUUUCAUCCCCUGCCGCCGCCGCCAGCCUGCCCGGAUCACCCAUGAGUGGGAUUCCUGAACACAUGGUCCAAGCCAUGGGUAUCACCUCCUUGUCCACUGGUACCUUCUUUGCAAUUGCGACGUACCAGCGGAAUUUACCCGUUAUGUUGGCAUCCCUGCCUGGUCGCCUUUUCGCGGCUGUCAUAUUCCAUCGUAAUGGUGGUGGUUGGAGUCAGGUUGCUAUUUUUGAGACUGCCAUGGCGGCAGUAAUGGGUGCCGCUCUCCUUUGGGAUUACUAUCUUUGA
Penicillium salamii is the source of this 381-nucleotide messenger RNA. Lineage: Eukaryota; Fungi; Ascomycota; Eurotiomycetes; Eurotiales; Aspergillaceae. The record is from the annotation of a GenBank genome assembly.